Exophiala dermatitidis NIH/UT8656 is the source of this 3433-nucleotide messenger RNA. RefSeq names its product 3-ketosphinganine reductase. The transcript has a single exon. The record is from RefSeq and is a predicted model, not a curated record. Gene Ontology annotation, biological process: sphingolipid biosynthetic process. NCBI's taxonomy places the organism in Eukaryota, Fungi, Ascomycota, Eurotiomycetes, Chaetothyriales, Herpotrichiellaceae. Gene Ontology annotation, molecular function: 3-dehydrosphinganine reductase activity. Bases 206 to 1282 code for a protein of 358 amino acids. Gene Ontology annotation, cellular component: endoplasmic reticulum membrane.
GCUUCCUCUCCGUGCAAAUGAAGUGCCCCGGUUCAUCUGCUAGCAUCUCCUAGGCACAUUUUGUUGACUUGUCCUGAAACUCAGUCGUACUAUAAGUGCGCAGGCGGAUGUGUAGGUGCUUCGACAACAUUACUGACAAAGAUAGCUCUUUCACAGGGACUUGUGAUACUCCUGCAAGUGGUGCUAUCGGCGUACCUCGACGAGCAUGACUCUAUCCACAGCCACAAUCGUGGUCACCUCCGCCGCAAUCGCCGUCGCCAGUUAUAUCAUCUACAAAAUGUUCUUCGAUAGCAAAGACCGCUUCCCCAUUUCCGGACUGACGGCCAUCAUCACCGGCGGCUCUCAGGGCCUAGGUCUUUCAGUCGCCCAACAGCUCGCGGCUGAAGGAGCCAACGUGGUGAUUGUGGCGCAGGACAAGGGCAAGCUUGAGCGGGCGAUCACUGCGAUCAAAGCACAGGCAACUCGACCUGAGCAGCAAAAGUUCCUUGCUCUUUCGUUUGACUUGCGAUCGCCAGACUCUGCGCCCGAGAUUCUGAGGCAGGUGACGGACUGGAACGAGGGAAACCCACCAGAUUUGGUGUUCUGCUGCGCGGGAAAUUGUCAACCGGGCUUUUUUGCCGACGUGAGUAUCGAGACGCUACGGGGUCAAAUGGACACGAUAUACUGGUCGGCAGCGUACAUGGCACAUGCGACGUUGAAUCUGUGGAAGAGACCGUCUACUGGGGCCCGUCAUCGUUCAGUUCCGCCGCCAACUCGUCAUAUCGUCUUCACUUCCAGCACGCUCGCCUUCUUCCCUGUCGCGGGAUAUUCUCCGUACUCGCCGGCCAAGGCGGCGAUGAGGGCCAUGGUUGACUCGUUGAAUGAAGAGGUGGCUGUCUACAACGGCGCGAGACAGGGUUCAGGCGAAGCACCAGAUGCAGAUAUCGCAGUCCACAUCCUGUUCCCAAUGGGAAUCAUAUCGCCUGGCCUGGAAAACGAAAACAAAAUCAAGCCAGAACUGACGCUCAUGCUGGAAAAGGACGAUAAGCCGCAACACCCGGACGAGGUGGCGAGGAUCCUGCUCAGGCGCUUGAAGGCGGGCGAUUACAUGAUUACUACAAUGGCAUUGGGCCAUCUGAUGCGCGGUUGCGGCAUGGGUGCCAGCGUGCGGAAGAACGUCAUGGACGUCUUCUGGAACUUUAUCGGUUCUGUGGUCAUUAUCUUUGUCGCUCCCGAUUUCAUUGCCAAAUGCAAGCGCUGGGGCAGGGAAAGAGGCAUGAAUGCUACCGGGCCAGUCAGCUAAAAUCUCCAUAUAUCUUCGGGGUUUCAAAAUGUGAUCCAUCCAUGAUAUCAGGGCUGUUAGCUCAACUCGCGUCGAAAUCAGCCAUCUAUCUCUUCAAAUGGCGCUCCAAGCAUGGCAUCCAGAGCUACCAGCAGAUCCUCCUUCAUCAUUUCCUGGCCAAAGUCCUGGUCCUUGAACGUUCUCGCCACCAUUUCUGCAGACCGGAGCUCUUCCAACUCUGCCUCUCCCAAUGCAGAACAUAUGGCUACCAUGUCCUCACCGUUGCGGGAGAGUCUGGCCAGCUCGUUGGCUCGUUCGACCACUUCCCUCGGCACGCCAUUCUGAGCAGCGCAUUGGACACCAUACGAGGUAUCACUCCUGCCGGGUCGGAGAUUGUAAAGAUGUGUAACUUCAGUGCUGCUGUGGCCCUCAUGGCGGCCCUUUCGUUCAUCCACUCGCACUUCCAUGUGCGCAAAAGCGAUGUUUGUCGCCGUGUCGAACAGGCCAAGCUCGAAAAUCUCGUGGAAAUGAGUGGCCACCAGAGCUUUGGGGGUUUCAGGUCCGAGGGAUGACAGGUGUUGAAGGACGCCGGCGGCGAGCCCUGCCCCGUCACAUGAGUCGGUGCCUUUGCCAAACUCGUCAAUCACGAUCAAACUUGUCCUUGUGCACGAAUUGAGCGCCAUGGCGAUUUGCUGCAUGUCGAUCAUGAACGCCGAGCCGAUACUAGACACGGAUUCCCGAGAAGUGAUGCGUGUAUAAAUCUUGUCGGUGAUGCCAAUGGUGGCUGCAUCGGCCGGUACAUACGAUCCCACCUGGGCCAUAUAAACCGCCAGAGCGACCUGUUUCUGAUACACGGAUUUUCCUGAAUAGUUCGGCCCCGUCAGUAUCAACAGGCUCGGGCCAUCAGUCGUAGUGUUGUGAUUUCUGCCACCGCCACCACCGUCACCACGGCCGCCAACCAAGAAAGUGUCGUUGGGAACGAAAGAAGGGACUGUCAGUUCCUGUAACAAGUGCCGACCACCCUUGAUUUCAAUGACAUUGUCUUCUGUCAUGCGCGGUCUAGUCAUCUUGUACUGACGUGCCGUAUGCGCAAACGCCAGGUUGCAAUCGAGUUCACCGCAGAUGUCGGACGCCGUGACCAGCAAUUUCGCCUCCUCGAGCACCUUUUGAGCAAGGUCAUAGGCAAUCUCGAUUUCGAGAUCGCAGAUGUUGGCGUACAAGUCACCCAAGUCCUCAUCCAGUUCAUUCAUGGCGGCGUUUUUGAAGUAGACCAUCUUUUCCGUGUUGAAAGUCCGCUGCCACCCGAGUUGACGGCCAUCGUAGACGGGCUGUCCGGUCGCCGCGUCCAGUAGCACCCCGACAUGAAAUCCCAUGUGAGGCAGGUAUGUGACCUCCAAGUCGACAAUGACUCCGGCCGGCAAGGAGCGGGAGAUCUCGACGGCCUUUGUGGUCAGCAUGUCUUCCAUGUCAUCGUAGAUGAUCUUGAUCCCGUCCAGCUGUUCGUUGACACCGGGCUUGAUGACGGUGCGCUGCUGGUCGGUCGAUGCAUCUAGGUCGACGAUCUCAUAUAUCAUCCGCCCGAGCCGUUGCAGGCUGUGUCGGUCCAGGACGUCUGAGGCGACUACAAAGAGCGGGAGUCGAUCGGCUCCCAAUACUUCCUGCAAGGUAUCUGCAAUCUCGAUUGUGUGGUAGCAGAAGUCGAGCAGCGAUGCCCAGACUCCGCUUUUGAAGGCAUUGUACUUUUGCUUGCCGCUGUCAAUGCCUUUCUGCAGGAGAGUCGUUGUGGUCCGCAUGUUCUUGAUCUUGCUGAGGUUCUUGGUGAGUUUGCGGCACGCCCCAUCGUUGUCCGGGCGGACGAAAACCGACACUAUGUCGAGGCGCUUGAUGAUAUGCUCCAUGUCGAGAGAUGGUCUGAGAAAGGCUUGUCGGAGAAGGACCUUUCCCUGCGGUGUUUUGGCAUUCUUUUGGAAGAGCCCAUGAAUUGACAGUGGCUCUUUUGCCACGGAUGAACGUGGACAUUGCUUGUGAGCGGCUGGGCUGCUCUCCGGCUGGACAAUCUGUAGCGACAUCAAAGUGUCCGUGUUGACCAGCCUGUGUGUGUAAGCCGUAAACGUCACAUCUUUCAGAUUGAAUCCCUACAUUAUAUCUCUAAGAUGAAACAUCUCAAGCCUG